UAUGUUUACGUUUUUGUUAGGUUUUGUUUGCAUCUAAAAUAAUACUUUUUCAUAAGGUUAUUGCUGAUAAAUGUGCAUCAGAAAUCUCAAUAAUAUCUAAAGACGAAAUACUUUCAUUCACAUUCAAUUUGAAUCUAUUAAGUCUACAGUUUAUUAUAAAAAUGAGUGAUUACCCGGAUCCUGAUGAAGAGUACGAGCUUAUGUACGCCGAUGAUCUUGAAUUACUCAAAGAACAUGAUGACCACAUAGAGCCAAAUGUCGUCAAAAAGAAACCAGUACCGGCUAAAAGGAGCUUAGAUUUCUCUAGUCCUGGUCCCAAAAAUGCUUCAGCAGAGCCUGUAAAUAAAGAUACAACAAAUAGUGAUGCUAUAUCAAAUAGAAAUGCAACUCCUUCAGUCAGCAACACUCAGAUUUCAUUUUCUCAAAGUCUACAACCAAUGGAAGAGUUGCUGACUCCUGUUAACAGCAACAAGCGAACUGCUGAAGACCUUUUCGGCGAUAUUGGUGAUAUAGACUUUGAUAAUGUGGAAAUGCCAACCAAGAAACAAAAAACUGAGGAAGAAAAUGAUUUGGAACUGAUUGACAAAAUAUUGGAAAGCAGACGACUUAGGCAGCUGCUUUUAGAACCUUCCAGAGCUCAAGCAGAAGAUAAACCUGUGUUUAAUACUAAAGAAAAUCUGUCAUUGGAUAUCCCAAGAUGGCCAUUCAUGGCGCUUACAAACUCAGAUGGAGACAGAAUCUAUGUCAGGCUGGAGUCCGAGACAUCCUGGGAUCAGUCAUUGGACUCUACAGAAGAUCAGCUCUCGUUACAAUCUAUGUAUGCCAAGACAUGGGAUGAAGCAAGGAAAAUUUUAGAAAAAAAGCAAGAGGCCGAAAUCCUCAGACAAUCGCAGGAGCCCCUUCCAGACAUCUCUACAGAUAUCAACGGGAACAAUUUGUGGGUGGACAAGUAUCGGCCACAUUCGUACAUCGAUUUACUAAGCGAAGAGCCUGUCAACAGGGCAUUGCUGCAUUGGCUGCACUUGUGGGAUAAAAUAGUGUUCAAGAAAGAAGUGAAAACCACUGAGCCUCAGCAACGGAACAGUUUCAGCAAGCGUACCGGCCAGUUCCAACUCAGCAACAAGUGGAAAGGCAAGAAGGAGGCCGGGCCGGAGAUGGACGAGGAUGGAAGACCACACCACAAGGUGGCGCUGCUGUGUGGACCUCCGGGUGUUGGGAAGACUACUUUAGCACAUCUAUUAGCAAGGCUUGCAGGGUAUAGACCAGUGGAACUGAACGCAUCCGACGAACGCAGCACGGACGCGUUUCGUAAUGCGCUUCAGAGCGCUACUUUGAUGCGUUCCGUUAUCGACGCAGAGAAGAGGCCCAACUGUCUUAUAUUAGAUGAAAUCGACGGAGCGCCGCUGCCGACGGUAGAACUGUUAGUCAAAUGGUGUACCGCGGCAGCUUCUGAAGGCAAGAAGAAGGCGAAAGUCCAACCUCUCAAGAGGCCCGUCAUUGCUAUCUGUAACGACUUAUACGCCACCUCGUUGAGACCUUUGAGGCAAGUGGCCCUAAUAAUCCAAGUGGGCGGAGUCUCCCUUCAGCGUAUAUCGAGCCGAUUAGCACGCGUGUGCUCGCGCGAGGGCCUCAGCGCGCCGCCGCACGUGCUAGCGGCAUUGGCGGCGCGCGUCCACGGCGACGUGCGCGCAGCCAUACACGCGCUCAGCUUUAUUAAGGCGAGGGCGGACCAGGUAAGCAUGGAGGAUGUGGAAAACACGUCAGUGGGCUAUAAAGACUGCAGCAAGAGCAUGAUGCAAGCAUUGAGUGCGGUGUUCACCACCAAUGAUAAGGACCCAAAUGCUAUUGCGAAGACAGUGCAAGCCGCAGGGGAAUAUGAUAGAUUAGUCGACGGAAUAUUCGAGAACUACCUCCAAGCACGCGUGGACGCUCGCUUACUACUCGCGUGCGAGACGCUAUCCUGGCUGCGAUUGUACGACGCCGUGCAUUCCUGGACGCUCCGUCAUCAGAACUACUCGCUGUAUGGGCUGUUGCCGCAGUGUAUCGUGCGGUGCCACAGGAUCCUCGCUUCUAGGAACCCGCAGCGAGUCAAGUUCCCUAUGCAAGCUCAGGAGGCGCACCGUAAGAAGACUGAGCUAGACAGCAUUGUGUGGUCAGUAUGGCGUUAUAGCGCGCCGAACGUAGCGCUGACGAGGCGCGCGCUUCAGCUCGACGUCAUACCGCUACUGCCGUAUUUGUUGGCGCCUACUGCCAACAUACAGCUGUACAGGGAGACGGAACGCAAAGCGUUACGCACGUGUGCCUCAGCGAUGUGCGACUACGCGCUACAAUACGUGCAGCAACGCACGCCGGAAGGCCUGUACGCUUUCACGCUGGAGCCAGAUGUCAACAAGGUGGCUCUCUUCGGUAAUCACGAGAGACUGAGACCACCACCGGCAGUGCGGCAAGCCAUAGCGAGAGAACAGCAGUUGGAAAUGAUAAAGCGCAGUGAAGAAAUGGCGCAAAGAGUCAGCAACACAAACAAGGAAGUGACCAAACGCAAGUCCACAGAAAGCAAAGAAGGUACCAGCAAAGAUGGCGCCACCAGCAAGGAAGUCAAAGAAAGCCGCCUGCCGAACCAUUUGCAGCGGUUGAAGCCUAAGGAGAUCGAGAAAACUACGCCGCAGGUCCACAAAGAUUUCUUCGGACGAAUUGUGCCGUUGUCUCAAAUACAGCGAUCAGACGCUGUUCCCGACGUGAUAUCCUCAAGCAGAGUGUUCUACCAGUACCGGGAGGGAUUCAACAAUGCUGUGCGUCGCAACGUACGAACACGAGACUUACUCUAACAUAAACUCAUGUAGAAUAAGAAUAGCUUAUGUAUUCUAAAGCUCGUAAUCUGAUGAAAACUAUAUUCGAAAUCAAGCAUACAACAUUGGAUAGUUGACGCCAUAACCCAUGUAAAUACCCAUUAAUGUUAAAAGUAAUGUUUUACUGUACCUGUGUUUGUUCAACAAAAGUUUUCAGUGGAAUUGUAAAACAUGCUCGUGCCUUAUCAUGUGUUUCAA
Molecule: messenger RNA, 3044 nt
Organism: Ostrinia furnacalis (Asian corn borer)
Lineage: Eukaryota; Metazoa; Arthropoda; Insecta; Lepidoptera; Crambidae
Gene: cutlet
Product: chromosome transmission fidelity protein 18 homolog
Exons: 16
Coding region: 162-2825 (887 amino acids)
Molecular function (GO): ATP hydrolysis activity; ATP binding
Source: RefSeq, a predicted model, not a curated record